GUCUAGGGUUGUCUGGUUGUUGUUUUCAACUAUGUCAUAGCAACGACUUCGUCUUUGACAAGAGAGUAAGCAAGUCAUCGACUAUCCGCCACUCUCUAGCUCAUGUUUCUAACUCAGAUAUGUGAUCUAUUAGAUUGUUUUGGAUAUUUUGGAUAUUGGACAUUGGAUAUCAUAUACAUAUUAAGCGAACUUAAUAAUAGUGUCAGUCAUGUUCUCCAUAGACAAGAGUCUUCUUCCGGCCUUGACAACUCGUAAGGCCUUACUUGUUGUCGACCCCCAAAAUGACUUUCUGGAUGAGGAUGGCGCCCAUCCUAUCAACUAUCCCAUGGAUCUCCCAGAUCGAAUAGCAAGUUUGGCAACCGGUUUUCGACAAGGCGGUGGCGACAUCAUCUGGGUGUCUAGUCGAUUUGAGAAGUCGCGAUCUAUCUUGGAGGAGCAGAUCUUAACAUCAGACCGUUCAACGAACCCUCGGUCCCCGGAUCAUUCUCGUGGACGUCGUCGACAAGUACCGCAACACACGCCCCAAGUUUCCGAAUGCCCUGAAGCCUUCCUGACCCAAGAGACUCCGAAUUUACCGAAAUGUGUUCGGGCAGGUUCCUACGGGAUAGACAUGCAUCCAACUGUAAAGGCAACUGUCGGGCCUAGGGAUUAUUCGGUUAUCAAGACUUACUACUCGGCUUUCAGGUCGGAGCAACUCCUUCGGCUACUACGCAUGAGACUCGUCACGGAACUGUUCAUUUGCGGCGUCUCGACCAAUACUGGGGUUAUGGCCACCGCUGUCGACGCCGCAAGCCAUGGAUAUACCAUCACCAUAAUCGAAGAUUGCUGCGGUUACCAUAACAUAAUGCGACAUCGCAACGCUAUUAAGCAGAUUUCGAACACGACGGGCUGUGACAUUGUAGCUGCGGAAGACGUAUUGGUAUCCCUCAAGCCCAAAUCGAAGCAGACAAGGAGGUCGGGUGAUAGGCCGGCGACAUCUCCAGCCAGCAGGUUCUCUACCGUACGUCGUACCGGGGGAGGGGACGCUUCUUCUGCGUCCUCGGCCUCAGAACUCUUAUCGUCAUUUGAGAACCUGUCGCUAAGUGCUGAGCGUACAGCCGAUACCCCCAAGCCCGACGCAUCUGCGGAAAGUGCAACAUUGCCGAUUCAACCCUUGGUGAACCUCGUGAAACCGAGAGCUGUUGCGCAAGGCUGCCGGCAGUCACGUGCCAAUUCUUCAUCAUCGAGAUCGGGUCGAACCGAUUCAGCCAACCUAGCCGAGCCACAUCGAACGAUCCGAUAUGAUGAGUCACAAAGCAGUGAGCAUGAUCACAAUGAUGAUGUGCAGGCUCCGCAGGUCAGAGAGACAUUGCCGCCAACAACAACAGCGCAGAGCAAUAGCAUUGUUCCUCACUUACACUCUUCAGAGAUCUUACAACCAAACAAAGAAUGUAAAGCAACUGUUUCUGACCAGGACCAACUAAAAGAUGAUGGAAUCCACUCACCAUCAGAGAUAAGCCAAUCCAGCUCUUCGUUAGGAGGCAACCUGAAAUCAGUAGGGAUUGUGAGUGAGACACCAAGCGAAAAAGACUCCCAACAGACCAAAACGCCACCGAAGGAUUCGAAAAUUGAAGUUAACAACAAUAGCAAGAUGGCAUCUCAAGAAGCGAUAACACCCAGGGAGAGUGAUCCUUUGGCUGAGGGUGAUACGAAGAUCAUUUAUGACAUUUUACCCCCACCAUUAUCCGAGAAUAUCUUCGAGAAGAUAAAAGAGGAAGUAGAUUGGCGGCGAAUGAACCACCAAGGUGGCGAAGUACCGCGGCUGGUCGCUGUUCAGGGACAGGUGGAUGAAGAUGGUACCAUGCCCAUUUACCGCCACCCAACCGACGAAUCACCCCCCUUAUUCCCAUUUACCUCUACCGUGCGUAGCAUUAAGGAAGUCGUAGAGAAACAAUUGGGUCACCCCCUGAAUCAUGUCCUAAUACAACUUUACCGAAGUGGUAACGACUACAUCUCGGAGCAUAGCGACAAGACUCUGGAUAUCGCCAAGGAUAGUUUCAUCGCCAAUGUCAGCCUAGGGGCGGAACGAACGAUGGUUUUCCGAUCGAAAAGAGAGCUUUCAGAACCCGGACGUCCACGUCUGCCACGGAAGACUGAGCGAGCAUCCUUACCCCACAACUCAUUAUGCAAGAUGGGACUAAGGACAAAUAUGCGAUGGCUCCAUAGUAUUCGCCAGGACAAGAGGAUGGAACGUGACAAGACGGAGGCGGAGCUUGCCUACGACGGCGCUCGUAUUUCGUUGACGUUCCGACAGAUAGGGACAUUCUUGGAUCGGGACGGCAGAUUAAUUUGGGGACAAGGGGCGACGGCAAAGUCCAAAGAGACGGCGAAGAACGUGAUCAACGGCCAGACGUCCGAAGCCGUCAAGAUGUUGAAAGCGUUUAGUAAGGAGAACCUAUCGACACAAUUCGACUGGGACGAGUAUUACGGCAGUGGGUUUGACGUGCUACAUAUCUCAGCAGCACCCCGAUUAUUCCUGUCAUCGGAUGCAAUCGUCAAUAUGCGGAUCCAGUUGAUGCUAGCCGAGUACGGGAUCAGCUACUCAAGAGGAAGCAUGUCAGCACUUUCCGACUGGCAAGACCAGGAGCCCACUAGCGACCCCGGAGCCAUCCCCAUUAAAUUUGUCGACGUCGAUUCUUCGAAGACGACCAUAGAGGACGGCGUCGAGAUCAUGCUGUACCUUGACCGUGUCUAUGGCCAAAAAACGAAUGAGUCAUCCGAGGCAGAGAACUCGGCGCAGAGAGAUACCGAGAAGGAGUCCUCUCGAUUCCAAGAAGCCCUAGCCCUUCUAGGAAAGCAUAGGGAAAACCUUGACGCAGAGACGUUCCAGUCCGAGAUGCAAAGCUGGGAGCAGUACGCAGCGGAAGGCAACGAGUUCAUCGCGGGCCCCACCAUGUCGCUAGCUGACUAUGCCUUCUGGCCUAUUGUCAACGACAUCAUGAGACUGCCGGGGCAAUAUGGGUUUGGGCCAGAUAUAACCGGAUUCGAUAACCUGAAGAAGUAUCACGAACGUAUCCGGACGCGGGAUUCGGGCAGAAAAACCAUAAUAGCGUGUACCAGCUGCAUUCGAAAGAAGCCUGCAGAUGACUGUGAAGCUACCCCUUUGGUAUCAACAUCAGCUUCGGCUUCCGGCUCUCCUGCUAAGGAGAGUAAUAAGUGAAGCAUGUGGGGUCGAAGAAACAAGGAUGAGUCAUUUCGUGCAUUAUACCGGGCGGAUGAGUGGCGAGCAUUUGCAUGGGGGUUGAGAGGCGCAUUUCAGCAUAGCAUUGCAUGGCAUCGGAUGAAUGUUUUAGGGGACGAUGUGGCUUGGCUU
Molecule: messenger RNA, 3352 nt
Organism: Annulohypoxylon truncatum
Lineage: Eukaryota; Fungi; Ascomycota; Sordariomycetes; Xylariales; Hypoxylaceae
Exons: 1
Coding region: 209-3199 (996 amino acids)
Biological process (GO): DNA alkylation repair; DNA repair
Cellular component (GO): nucleus
Molecular function (GO): dioxygenase activity
Source: RefSeq, a predicted model, not a curated record